AUGGAGGGGCUUAAAGGGGCAGUUAGGCUUCAGCUGCCGCUGUCAGAGCCUCACAGCGCCAGCCCUUUGGACCCGCUCUGGCCCGUGGCCCCCGGCUGGGACACUCUUACAGCGGGGCCCCUCUGCAGAGCGUCAGAUCUGGAGGACUGGGGCGUUGGAUAUUGUGCUGUGAGAGCUCUUGCUGUGGAACGACUCAUGCAGACACAAACAAACCCCAGGUGGCAGUUUGACGGCUUCACAGGUAGAGACGGCGUCCUAACUUGGGGACUCGACUCCUCAGAGGGCCGGUAUUCAGGGAGUGCUGCUGCUCUCGUAUUUAAUUCUACAUUUACGUCUUUUUCAGUGUCAAUCACAGCCGCAGGGAUUAACUGCAGGUUUAGCCUGGUGUGACCUGUAAUGAGACAGAGGAAAAUGAGUGCAGCUCUACUUUUCAGCAACUGAGUUCGCAGAUUAUCAACAAUAUGAGAGCCGGAGGAAAGAAUGACGCUUGGAAAAACAACAAAUGCCAGGAUGAGAUUCGUCAAACUGCUUUUAAAGAAGUUUAAAUUCUCACGUUAUGUCUCAAGUCAUUGUGUAAGUGGUUAUUAAAGAUGAAAGCUAAACACCUCAUGUAUGCCAACUUCACUUUGACACUCACACACUGAGCCUCCUCGCCUCUAAACUGUUCUGUGUUAGUCAGUGUUGUUUUCACGGCCAAACAGCUUUUUAAACUCAAAGCACAGCCAGAGGCUCCAGCAGCAGAAAAAGAUCUCCAGUGGAGCUCCCAGCGUGACGUGGACCCUCUGUGGACACGCCGUGGAGUAGCUCGGGAUCAUCAGGCGUCUAUCCUUAUUAAAGAAACCUACGCCUCCACUUAA
Xyrichtys novacula (pearly razorfish) is the source of this 857-nucleotide messenger RNA. The record is from the annotation of a GenBank genome assembly. NCBI's taxonomy places the organism in Eukaryota, Metazoa, Chordata, Actinopteri, Labriformes, Labridae.